AUGGUGGUGCCCGCGUCGACGCCUUCUGCGCCGCCAAGCAACGCCGCGCCGCCUCCCGGGUCCGAGACUCUGGAGGUGGGUGGCUGGCAGGUCGUCGUCACCGACGGGCACGCGGUGCUGCCCGAAGGCAUGACGCACCUGCCGGACGGGGCGUUCUUAAACCGCAUCUCUCUCGUCUCGGUCGCCUUCCCGCGCAGCCUCGUCUCCAUCGGCGAAGGCGCCUUCGCCUUCUGCUCCUCGCUCGUCUCUAUCGACCUCCCUGCCAGCCUUACCUCCAUCGGCGACAGCGCCUUCCAAGAUUGCUCCGCCCUCACCACCGCCGCCUUCCCCGCCGGCCUCACCUCCAUCGGCAGCCACGCCUUCGCCAGCUGCUCCGCCCUCUCCUCCGUCACCCUCCCCGCCGGCCUCACCUCCAUCGGCAACCUCGCCUUCCACGGCUGCUCCGCCCUCGCCUCCGUCACCUUCCCCGCCGGCCUCACCUCCAUCCGCAUGCACGCCUUCUGGGGCUGCUCCGCCCUGGUCUCCGUUAACUUCCCUGCCAGCCUCACCUCCAUUAGCGAUCACGCCUUCUUCCGCUGCUCCUCGCUCGCCCAUGUCACCUUCCCCGCCGGCCUCACCUCCAUCGGCAUCUACGCCUUCAACGGCUGCCCCUCCCUCGCCCGCGUCACCGUGCCAGACACCGCCACGAUCGGCGACGAGGCUUUCGAUUCUGAGACCACCGUCCUCCGCCUCCGGCCCGCAAGCAUGCGCGACCUGCAGCGCUGGUACGAGGCGGUGGACGGGGCUCUGGCCUACAAGCGCUGCCGCCCCCUCCUCUACGGCUGGCUAGAGCGGGCCCAGACCAGGCUCGGCUCUUACGGCCCGGACGGCGCGGCGCGCCAGCGCGACCGCGAGGAGUUCGAGGGCGACUUUGCGCACCUCGCGCUCCAUGCAGACUGA
Emiliania huxleyi CCMP1516 is the source of this 939-nucleotide messenger RNA. RefSeq lists its product as hypothetical. NCBI's taxonomy places the organism in Eukaryota, Haptophyta, Isochrysidales, Noelaerhabdaceae. The record is from RefSeq and is a predicted model, not a curated record. The coding region runs from base 1 to 939 and encodes 312 amino acids. The transcript has a single exon.